This is a messenger RNA of Gavia stellata (red-throated loon), 1014 nucleotides long. Its product is annotated as olfactory receptor 14A16-like. The transcript has a single exon. The record is from RefSeq and is a predicted model, not a curated record. Bases 25 to 1014 code for a protein of 329 amino acids. Gene Ontology annotation, biological process: G protein-coupled receptor signaling pathway. Gene Ontology annotation, molecular function: olfactory receptor activity; G protein-coupled receptor activity. Gene Ontology annotation, cellular component: membrane. NCBI's taxonomy places the organism in Eukaryota, Metazoa, Chordata, Aves, Gaviiformes, Gaviidae.
GUGCCUUGUGAACAAAGGGUUCAGAUGUCCAACAGCAGCUCCAUCAUGGAGUUCCUCCUCCUGGCAUUGGCAGACACACGAGAGCUGCAGCUCUUGCACUUCUGGCUCUUCCUGGGCAUCUACCUGGCUGCCCUCCUGGGCAAUGGCCUCAUCAUCACCACCAUAGCCUGCGACCACCACCUCCACACCCCCAUGUUCUUCUUCCUCCUCAAUCUCUCUCUCCUCGAUCUGGGCUGCAUCUCCACCACUGUGCCCAAAUCCAUGGCCAAUUCUCUGUGGGGCACCAGGGCCAUCUCCUAUGGGGGAUGUGCUGCUCAGGUCUUUCUGUUUCUAUUUUUUAUAUCAUCAGAAUAUUAUGUCCUCACAGUCAUGGCCUAUGACCGCUACGUUGCCAUCUGCAAACCCCUGCACUACGGGACCCUCCUGGGCAGCAGAGCUUGUGUCCACAUGGCAGCAGCUGCCUGGGGCAGUGGGUUUCUCUAUGCUCUGCUGCACACGGCCAAUACCUUUUCACUACCCCUCUGCCAGGGUAAUGUCCUGGACCAGUUCUUCUGUGAACUUCCCCAGAUCCUCAAGCUCUCCUGCUCAGAAUCCUACCUCAGGGAAGCUGGGCUUCUUACAUUAAGUUCUUUUUUAGCUUUUGGAUGUUUUGUUUUCAUUGUGCUGUCCUAUGUGCAGAUCUUCAGGGCUGUACUGAGGAUCCCUUCUGAGCAGGGUCGGCACAAAGCCUUUUCCACCUGCCUCCCUCACUUGGUUGUGGUCUCCCUGUUUAUCAGCACUUCAUUUUUUGCCUACCUGAAGCCCCCCUCCAUCUCCUCCCCAUCCCUGGACCUGGUGCUGGCAGUUCUGUACUCGGUGGUGCCUCCAGCACUGAACCCCCUCAUCUACAGUGUGAGGAACAAGGAAAUCAUAGAAGCCUUGUGGAAAGUAUUUGAAUAUGAUCGAGUUCAGAUUAAUAAGGUGCCCGUUAUCCCACUAGGGGUCCCACUGUAUCUCAGAAAAAGCCAGGACUAA